This is a messenger RNA of Plasmopara halstedii, 1980 nucleotides long. Its product is annotated as na:h antiporter family protein. NCBI's taxonomy places the organism in Eukaryota, Oomycota, Peronosporomycetes, Peronosporales, Peronosporaceae. The transcript has 3 exons. Bases 1 to 1980 code for a protein of 659 amino acids. Gene Ontology annotation, cellular component: membrane. The record is from RefSeq and is a predicted model, not a curated record.
AUGCUCAAGAAUGGCUCGGUAUACCCCAGACGUUUAUCUUACUGCAUCAGAGACUCAGACCAUUCUGUGUUGACCAACGGCAGCAUCCCGACUCUCGACGUUGACGGCAAUUCCAAGUCACAGCUGUCAAUCUUGGUUAAGCAGCUGCAGCUGAACUCGUAUGGCAAGCAUAAUCUUACUACGGUGGUGUGGGAGGAGCAAAAGUCGGUUUCACGAACUAAGGCGUCUCAAGGGGACUCAAAAUCGUUGCCCCAAUCGGUGCAAGGUGAUGAUAAGUUAUUCCGCGCGACGCACACGACGAUUGUUGUCGUGUCUCCGGGGUGGGUUUCACUGCUUCCCCCACUGGUAACUCUGUUCAUGUCAGUUUUGCUGGGCCAGGUAGCAGUGUCACUACUUGUUGGUAUUUGGUGUGGCGCUAGUAUUGUUUCAAAUGGAGACGUGUUCACCGCACUUCUACGCACCUUUGACCAGUAUUGGGUCAAUGCAUUUACAGUGAAUGAUCAUGCAGGUGUGCUGCUGUUCACACUCGUACUUGGUGGAACUAUCGGUGUGGUUCAGAAAGGUGGAGGGGGCCACGGACUGGCUAUUGUUGCCAAGCAAUUCAUGACAUCGUCGCUGCGCAUGCAACUAUCGACCUGGCUGCUGUGCAUUGCUAUUUUCUUCGACGAUUAUUCCUGUAUCCUAAUUGUAGGAAGCUCGUUGCGUCAAGUCCUUAGUCAGACUGGUGUCAGUCGCGAAAAGUUUGCGGCAAUAAUUCAUACCGUCGGGGUUUGUCUGCCAUCCAUGUCUCCAGUAAGUUCAUGGAUCGGGGUGGAAGUCGGGUAUCUUGCAGCACAACUCCGUGGGCUUGAGCUCGAUUGGGACCCAUUCGUCACUUGUCUUUCCUGUUUGCACUACCGUUUCUUUCCGAUUCUCUUUAUCGCUUUCAUUUUCAUCACAACGAUAUGCGAAAAGGAUUUUGGCCCGAUGGUGCAAUUCGAGAAAGACGCUGCAGCAUCUCCUAUAAAUAACGGUCCUAUGACACCAGAUUUCCCUGGACCGAUGGAUAGUCCGAAACCUGAGCUCGGUCCACUAGAACCUGACUCAACAAAACCACUGCGCUGGCAAAAUGCAGUAGUGCCGUUCCUUGCUAUCGCUAUAACAACGUUCGUGGGCAUGAUUUUCGAUGGCUUUGACCGAUUGUAUGCAGAAACACCAAACGAAUCGUUUACUAUUCUCGAUGCUAUGAGCCACUGCGACUCUGUUUCGUCAUUGAUCCGUGCAUCAGCUGCUGGAUGGGUUAUUGCCGUGACGAUGCUGUUAUUGCAGCGUAUUAUUACGCUGAACGAAGCAACCAAAGCCUGGAUGGAAGGAGUUAAGGAUAUAUUGGAGCCGACUCUGACACUUACCCUGGCGUGGGCUCUUGGUUCGGCAAUUGGUGAGGUGAGUACGGCACCGUUUAUCGCCUCAGUGGUUGGAGACUCCAUUCCAAAGCAGAUUUUGCCGGCAAUCGCGUGUCUUCUUUGCUACGUCGUGUCAUUUGCUGUUGGCAGUUCAUUUGGCACAAUGGCAAUCAUGUUCCCGAUUAUUGCACCUCUAUCCUGGUCAAUAAGUGGCGGCGACGCGGAUAAUCUGCGUCAAUGCUUUGGCAGCAUCCUUGGUGGCUCUGUGUUUGGUAACACAUGCUCGCCCAUCGCCGAUACGUCCAUUCUCGCGUCUCUUUCUGCGCAUGUGUCACUUGAGAAUCAUGUUCGCAGUAUAUUACCAUACGCUGUAUUAGUCGCUGUCGUGUCGGUCAUUGGUGGUUCUUUGCCCAUAGGUAUGAAAAUUUGUAGCACGUUCACUGCAUUUGGCAUCUGCCUUGCUGUACUGCUGCUCGUCGUGUUUUUCUGCGGCACACGUGUGAACAUGCGAUACCGAUCUUUGUCAUCGUGCAGCUUUCUGAGCGUGUCACCUCCUAUGAGAUACGAAGGCGAAAUUCAGCCGUUGCUCUCGGCUUAG